Messenger RNA from Fopius arisanus, 3843 nucleotides. Its product is annotated as neurofilament heavy polypeptide. Lineage: Eukaryota; Metazoa; Arthropoda; Insecta; Hymenoptera; Braconidae. The record is from RefSeq and is a predicted model, not a curated record. The transcript has 4 exons. The coding region runs from base 346 to 1980 and encodes 544 amino acids.
GUUUUUUUUUUUACCCGAAAAAGUGCGGUGCACAGUCGUACAACAUUUUUCACCCAUCAAAAGUGCAUUAUAAUCCACGAAAAAAAACAUUUUCAUAAUAACGUUAUAAUCAUUGAUAAGGCCCAAUCAAUCCGUCAAUCAGUGAACAAUGUGUGAGAGCUCGCUCGCAUGUACAUAAAAAAAUUGUGAUAACUCGUGAGCGGGAAAAACGUUUUCGGUGGCAAUGAUGAGUUAACCGUGAGGCAAGGUUCGUAGACAAACAUCGAAGAGCUUUUGGUACAUCGUACCCGCUAUUGAAAGCUGUUUUGUGAUCAGGAAUUAUUGUGGUCUGAUAAGGAAAAUAAAAUGAGUGCAUCAGCGAUAAAAUCAACGAUGCCAGGAGUUGUGGGUACCUCAACCCCAUCAUCUGGGCACACGAUGUUGCCAAUGACAGCAAUGGCCCAGAAAGUAUCACCUGGGGCUGACUCUACAGCGUCAAUGAAACCACUGAGCACCAGUGGAUUAAGCUACGUAACACUUCAACCAGCCUCUCAACCCCUGAGUCUGGUGCAGGAUCACAGAUCACCAGUUUAUCCACCGUAUUCAAGUAACAACGGUGACAACAAGCCAGAGCCUGACAAAUCUCUGCCAAAUGGCGUUGAGAUGAAGCCACAGGAGCAGGAGACCCCCCCAAAACAGACUGAAGUCAACAGAAACAAUAAUUUGAGCCCUGAGAAUUCGACAGUCGAGCCUGAGGGCAAAAAUCCCGGGGACUCACCUGCUGAACAUCAAUCUAAGCCUGAGGAAAAAAAAUCACCCCUCAAUAAUGGCUCCAAGGAUCCAGAGACACCCCAGAGUCAGAAAACACCUCAGAAGGAGGAACCAAGCCCCCAAAAUGUACAGAAAAAAACUCCAACUAAAACAGAUAUAUCACCGACAGCUGCUAAAUCAGAUAUGAAAAUUGCAACGACACCCAGAGUUGUCAAGAGAAAAUCACGUGAACUUAAGGAUCUCAAGGGUAAUGCUGGCGAGGGUGGCAGCAAACCCAAGAGAAAUAGGGUUCAGACACAACCCUAUCAGAGCCCAUUGCCAGAGAUUGCCUUGAUCGUUAAGACACUUAGCAAACCAGUGGCUAAUAAAAAUGCUGAUGAUAAACUUAUUGUGUUCUAUAAGAAUGAAUUUCUCGCUGUUAGAAAUGCUGAGGGGAGUUUCUACGUUUGUCAGGCUAUGCAGAAUAUUUAUAAGAGCAGCAGACGUAUCAGAAUUCGUUGGUUAUCGCAGGAUAAAAAUAAUGGGGAAAUUUAUUCUCCCGAUUUUUAUGAUUUCACAGAUUUUGACUGCAUAUUGACAAAUUUAAACCUCAAUAAAAUCGAUAAGAACAAAUUUCAACUGACGAAAAUAGAGCUUUUGCGUACCGAAAAUAUAUUGAAGAGAGCUAUUGACGUUGAGGCUGGUGUUUCUGAAAAGCCAAGUGUCACUGAAGAGCAUCCUGAUGGACUUGACUUAUCCCUGUACAAAGAUGAGUCCCAGUUGAAGAAGAGAAAAGGCAACAGCAAGGGUAAACAACGUCAGCGCAAGAUAUCAAAAAGAGAUGAAACGUCGUCGUCGUCUGAAGAUGAAUCGAGCGACGAGGAUGAGAAAAAAUCUAGAAACAGUCGUAACAAGAAAAGAAUCACUAAUAAGGCACUUGCUAUUGCUAAAUCAGUUGCUAAAGUUCCUUCACGAGCUAAACGUGCAUUAAAUCGGGCUAAUAAGAGUCCAGUUAUAAAUAAUGUGGAGGAGAAGCGAAAUGAUUCGAAGAAAGUGGAGAUGAAGAAAACGAGUAAACAGGGAAGCACUGCUAACAGAACGAAAUUAAGGGGGUCUGGCGAGAGCACAGAGGUGGAGAGGAAUGAUAAAACAUCAACGGGACGUGCAAAGAGAAUGGCAACAACCACCUCGACAAUCACCAACGCUGAGGAUUCAACUUCUCGAAUUAAAAAGUCACGUGGUAGAGCGUAACUAAUUCGAUGAGAGAAAUAAAAUUGAUAAUUUAACAAGGAAUUAAUUGCAUCGAGAUCCCACACCUGAAUUUCUCAAACAAAAAUUAAUAAACUUUAUUUUUCUCUAAUGAAUUGGCAAAAUGUGACGCCUUGCCAUUUCGAUAUUGAAUUUACUUCUUUAUUUCGAUAGGUUUUCGAUGAUUUUUAUAAUUUUAUUUGUGAUGUUUUCGUAGAAUUUUUUUAAUGAAUCAGCGAAACUCACGUAUGGGAUCGAGCCAAUGAGAAAGUCACGGAAUUGUGUGAAAUAAUGAUAACACAAGGUAAAUUUUAAAUACCUUGGGUAAAUGAUUAUCUACAGGGUGUUGUCAUUCGCACACUAAUGCACUAUUGCAAUAGUAUAUUUUUGAUGUCGUAAGCCAAUCGUACGUGAUUCUAAUUCUCAUUUCUUCAUGUUUGUGUGAGAAAUAAUUCCUCGUCCUUAACCGAUUUAAGUCAAUCCAGAUGAAAAAAAAUCAUGGCAUUAACUGGACGAUUAUCUCGGCAACCGUCGGUCCUACGAGAAAAUGCCGUUUGAACUUUUUUGUAGGCAAUGAAAAUUCCAAUAUAUAAGUUCUCUCUCAUUUUCCUGUGAAACCAACAGUUGAUGAGUUAUUGGCGCAAUUAAUCCACGGUGAUUUUCACAUUCGACUUUUAUCUUAUUCCUAAAAUUGUGAUUUGAGUGAAAAACUGAUAUUGUUAUUUUUUCGUAAUAAAUUUCUUAAAAGUAGACAUUCACAUGGUUCAUCAAUCAAUUGAAGAAUUUUACUUGACAAUUGACCACUAUAAUUAUUUUUUAAAUCAUAAAAUUGAGUUUUUUAAAUUCAUUUCGCUUCACUCGAUCACAAGAAUCAGAAAAAUCCAUUGAAACCCACAAAUCAAUUGUACAAAAUCCUUCAAUCAUCUAUAAUUAACGUAAUAAAUCCCAUCUAAACUGGAACAAUCCCACAAUCCCAUUAAUUAACCAAUAGAUUUCCGAAUAGACCGAGAAUUAGGAUAAAAUGUACAUCAUGUUUGAAAAACAAAAGCACUGCUCAAGAUAAUAGCAACCUAAACUAGCAGUUAAAACGAUGAAAAUAAAAAUCAUGGUCCAAUUACGUAUUUUUGGUUUAAGUUGAUGGUGCAACAAUUAAUUAAUCACUAAUUAUCUCAUUACGAUUAAUUGAGAGACCCCAGACAACGGGAGAUAGAUAAUUUGACUACAGAUGACCGAAUUCUGUAAUAAUCACGAGUAAUUGGUGGAUUGUAAUUAAUGAAAAUUUCUUUUUUUAUGAAUUCGUCCUAUCAGAGACGUAUGAAUAUUAAUUGCCAAGGAUUUGCGCCUGAUUGUACAUUUUCAAUCGCAGUAUGAUGAUCAUUUUUUCAAUUAACCAAAUCUAUAUUCGAUUUGUUAAUUAAUUUAGGAUUAAGUUAUUGUAUUCAUAUCAGUGUUUGAGGUAAUUUUUCCCAGGAUGAGCAUUUAGCGUAGGAUUAUUGCACGGAAAGUUUAAUUUUCUGACGAUCAGAUCAUGUUUUUUUUUUUAAAUUGAUUUUAAUUGAUGAUUGAUUCGUUGAAUUGAGGUGGUAACUUUUUAAUAAAAAUUAUUUCGGAGAUGGAAAUUUUUUUUCAUAUUUGAAUGACGUUACCACAGCAGUCACCAAAUCAAUCGAAAAAUUCUUUUUCUUUCGACUAAUCUUGAUUGAUCCCUCGCGUUUUAAGAAGUUUUGGGAACUGCACAGCAGUGAUUUUCCAUUGAAUAUAUAAUUGAAUCUAAUUACUUUAACGAAAAAUCGAUAAAUAUAAAAAAAAAUGAAUGAAAUUCACUGAAAAUAAUGUAUAAAGUCUUCGAUCUAAUUAAGCCCGAGG